CCGGCCCUGAGUCGAGUCAGAUCGGCCCGGAAGUUAUAGCUCGAUGAGUAUCGCCCCGUAUCAUCCACCACUCAGGCUUACGCGUCCAUCUGCGCACUUGAGGUUCCGGGAAUGUUUUUCUCUGCAGGUGUUCAGUGACGAAUCCCGGUUUAGAAGUCAAGCGGGCUGCCCCAUGUCGUCUGAAGAGACCCCGCUGCUGGAUUGCAGCUCAACUUGUUCCAUACAAGACGAACAUGACAAAGUGUAUGAUCGAUUCUCCCCUACGCAAAAGCGGACGAUUGUGUCCGUAGUUUCGUGGGCAGCUAUAAUCCCGCUAUUUGUGUCAUCGUCAUUCAUACCGUCCGUGCCUGAGAUAGCAAGGGAAUUCGGCUCGACCGGUGCCAUCAUUAAUUUGGCAGUUAGCCUGUCCCUCACUUCUGUGUCCGUAAGCAGUCUCGUCUGGGCGACCUACUCAGGGCAUUAUGGUCGUCGGCCAGUUUACCUGGCUUCCCUGCCAUGCUUGUGCAUCGGCUCGUUAGGAGUCGCUCUUGCCAGAUCAGUGCCUUCCCUAAUGCUGUGGAGAGUGAUACAAGCGUUCGGGACGUCGAGCAUCAUGUCAGUUGGCGCGGCUGUGCUCGGCGACAUCUACAAGGUGGAAGAGCGUGGCACAGCUAUGGGUCUGUUCUUCGGCGCAUCUCUGUUGGGCGCUGCUUUGGCACCUCUCGUCGGUGGCCUUGCGACACACUACACGUCGUGGCGAGACAUGCAAUAUGCAUUAUUUGUCACCGGCCUGAUUGCAAUUGCUCUGAUGUUUCGGUAUCUUCCUGAGACAAGCCACCCCGGGACUCGAGGUGUCGACAAACUGGCUUCGGCGUCUGAGUGCUCAUCAAAGCGGGUCGGCUGGGUGUGGCUGAACCCGUUCAGCAGCAUGGCAUUGCUCCGAAGCCCAAAUAUUCUAGCAAUGACUCUGAUAUCGGCGUCUGGGCUACUCACCGAUUAUGUCCUCCUCAUCCCGCUGUCCUACACUGUUGGCGUGCGAUACCACAUAACAAACGAAGCGCUGAUCGGCGCAUUAUUCAUGGCCUCUGGAGUUGGGAACAUUCUUGGUUCGCUUCUCGCUGGGCCAAUCUCCGAUAGAAACGUGGUCAAAUGGCGCGCGCAUCGCGCCGGAGAAUGGGUUCCAGAAGACAGGCUCCGAGCUACCCUGUGGCCCGCAGCCACUUUGGUCCCGCUCUCCGUGCUCUUCUCAGGUUUGACGACACGAUUCAUUGAUGGCAAGCUGGGUAUUGCACUGAAUUUGGCUUGCCUUUUCAUGAACGGCAUCGGGGCGGACCUUGCACUCAGCCCCGUCAGCGCAUACUUGGUGGAUUUGGUCCAUGACCGAAGUGCUGAGCUCAUAGCGGUACAUGACGCAAUACGAAAUUUGUUGGUCGCAUUGGCUACAACAGUGUUUCUGCCGCUGAUCGCCAGUAUCGGAGUCGCAGGUACAGACGCGAUCGUGACGCUCAUCGCAUAUGCUGGCUUCGGUCUCUUGUGGACAGUCAUUCGGUACGGUGGACGGAUGAGAGCAAUGGUCGACGUGGGAUAUUCGACUGCCAGCACAAACUAAUGCAAAGUCUGCGAUUUGCCGCUAGGCAUAGACGUUACAGUGGUAUAAAUAUGAUGCUGAAAGUACACAAAUAACAUGUCUAGCAUAUGAGUCAAAUGCAUGCAUGGUCGGGUAACACUGA
Laetiporus sulphureus 93-53 is the source of this 1709-nucleotide messenger RNA. Its product is annotated as MFS general substrate transporter. Gene Ontology annotation, biological process: transmembrane transport. NCBI's taxonomy places the organism in Eukaryota, Fungi, Basidiomycota, Agaricomycetes, Polyporales, Laetiporaceae. The record is from RefSeq and is a predicted model, not a curated record. The coding region runs from base 173 to 1588 and encodes 471 amino acids. The transcript has 13 exons. Gene Ontology annotation, molecular function: transmembrane transporter activity.